GUUUUGUCAUCUCACCAUGUCCGGCAGCUCCACAAGUUGAAGCUUCUAGUUCACCUUCGCAGGACAUGCAGAGGCCUUUGGUUGCGCGGUCUUCCAAGACCAUUUCUGGUUAUCAAACUCCGCACCCACCAGCCAGAACUGCGCAAUGCCAGAGCUGGUUGGGGGACAGCUUGAAUGUUUCAGCUGCUCCUGGGAGAACCACAGACCCUGCGAAAGAUGUGAAGGCCUCCAUGACCAGCGACGAGGUCCUUCAAGCCAUAAAAGCUCAAUGGCAGGAAGUCUUAUGUGGACAUGCUCUUAUGACACGUCACGGCUAUGUGAAACGGGAGCAUGCAAAGGAGCUGUCUAUUUUUGGCAGGGGUUUGGAUGCUUUGGAGAAAGUAGAAUACCAAAGCACGGUGACCAACAUUCAUUUUCACUACAUCCUUGUGGGGGCUUUGGCCAAUGAGAUGGUUCGUUUGACCAAGUUCAAAGAUUUGAACAGCAUUACCUUUGUACACAAUCAGAUUCAAAGUCCCAAAGAGCUAGAGCCUUUCAGAAAACUGACACGCUUGAGAAAUGUGGCCAUCAAGGACAACCCACUUUGCAGUGGAAGGGCAAGUUUCAGGGUAAGUAUCCUUCGGUGGCUUCCUCAACUCCGCAAGAUUGAUGGCCACGACAUCGAGGAUUUCGAGCGAGUGGAAGCUAGCAACCUGCGAGCUUCCCUGCCUUCCCCAGCAGCCACAAGUAGAGAGAACACUGAGGAUGGAUCAUGCGAGGCAAUAGACAUGAUGAUGAAGCGAGCUUGCCAAGUGGAUCACCAAAUUUCCAUGGCCCACUUGCAUUUCGACGAUGUGGUCCGAGAUGCUAUUCGUGAAGUUUGGCUUGACCUCCACUCCGAGAGAGUUGGAGUCACAGCCACGACAGGAGCUGGGUCACGCAUGACAAACUUGACAGCCGCGGCGCCUGCAUUCUGUGACCAUGGCCCUGUGCUUGAUGACUAGCUGCUAGCUCAUCUCAAUGCCUUGUGGAUACAACUUGGCGGAAGACGCAGCGCAUCCCAAGAUGAAUUGCGACUGAGAAUUUUAGUAUGUUGAUGGCCGUGUGCCAUUGAUUGCCCUUUGUUGUGGUCAGCAGUCUGAACACAAGCCAACUCGGCGACGCGAUAGCAGCAUGCGUUAUUGACCGUUAUUAUAUACAUGCUACACUGGUGCGAAGUUUCAGAUGUGGUUCGUCACGGAUUUGGCGGUAGUUCGCCAAAGUUUCAACAGUGACGGUAUCAUUGCGAGUGCUCGAUGCACAAACCUUGAGUAGAUUGUACAGCUAUCCACGCUUGCACGCUGCAAGUCUCAAAUAUAUCAAAGAACAGUUGCCAGAUGGACACUAGUACUGCAUGUGUUCAAGUGUUGCAUCGUUUUUUAUCCGAUAUCACUUGCAGUCCGUCGUUUGUUUUUCUUUGGCGCCGUUGCCCAGCUUACUCGAAAGGCCGCCGCUUGCCUUGUGUUUGUGCCAGUUGAUGUGAUCAAGGAGAGGCUUCAGGUGCAAGGCCCUGGACAGGAGCAACAUCUUCAAGGAGAGUGAGAGGAAAGCCUGGGAAGCGAGGCCUUCCAUACUACAUGAAGGACUAUGCUGAACUGAGGCCAAGGGAGAGGGCAUUGGUACCCAAGAAAAGGUACUCUAUGAGGAAGACUCUGGUGAAGAGUGCUCUUAUGAUGACAGCCAGGAAUCUGACAAUGAGAGCCUUGGAGCAUUGUUAUUGUUUUGGAGUGGUCUUGGGUUGUAUUUGGCGCCAAAACCAUUCCAACCCAACUCAACAGUAGACUCUACUGAAUCC
Durusdinium trenchii is the source of this 1813-nucleotide messenger RNA. The record is from the annotation of a GenBank genome assembly. NCBI's taxonomy places the organism in Eukaryota, Dinophyceae, Suessiales, Symbiodiniaceae.